CAUCUGGUGCCGGUCGCGCUCACUGCACACGGCGUCGCCUCUGACCCAAACGUACCGCGCCCGUACACACUGAUAACGACGGAGCCGCCCGAUCAGUAUACUCUCCCCACCAGUCCCCACUAUCGCUCUAAGCGCGCCGGAGGAUGAUCUGCAGCAGACGUUCCAUCCAGAACAUCUGGGCCGACUCGCGUUUUUGCGAAGGAGCGUUCAUAAGUUUUCGCGGGAGCGCGCGCUUUGUGUGCUGUGCAUAAGAACACCGGGAAGCGCGAGUGGAGAGCACUGCUGUUGAUAUUCUGACGGAGAACGCAAGCAAGACAUGGCUCCCCACACAACCGAUGCUGUCGAAACGGCCGAGAAGAUAGUGCAGACGACAAAACCUCCUAGCGUUGACAGCGACGCGGUCGCGUCUGCCACCACACAAGUCAUGGAGACCCCCGCUGAAGCAAUUCCUGUCGCUGCCGCUGUCGAUAGCGUAGCCGAGGAGACGACCCCUGCGACCCCAGGUGUCGCCUGCCAGACAGAAAGCGUGGUCGAUGUCGAUGAAGAUAGCAGUAUCCAUGACGACACUGCUGACGAGCUGGAGAUCGACGUCGAGACAUUGCUAACCGAGGCCGGCAUGCAGCCUCGUGGGGCCGUGUCUCCUCCCUCUGCGGUUAAAAGCUCCGGUCCGAAGCGCCCUAUUGCAACAGGGUCCAAGCCUAAGUAAUGAGCUGCGUUCGUGAGCAUACGCUCUUGCGAGCUACGAAGUUCUCGCGAAACUGUUCGUAUAAUUCUGUGCUGGUCGCAAUUGUCAUUGCUCAGACCACCGAUCAUAUGACAAUGUUAUAGUAUAUUAGUAGAGACCGACAAUAGGCAUCCUCCGUUCAAGUGUCCUUUAUCAGAAAGCUCUUACUCAACGAUCUGCCCAGGACCUCCCAAGCUGCCGUGAAUUCUCACGUGAAUCUUGGCUCAUGGCCCACGUAGCGUUGUCAGGGAGAACCCCGCAAGAAAGACCACACUGGAGAACAGACAAUGUAGAAACUUACCACUGCCCAUCCGUAGGACGAAUCGGACCCGGUCGUCUGUAAUCGUCCUUCCUGUCUUCAUAACACGCCACACGACCGCAGUGCGCUGCAGCAGGACAGCGGCGAGACUCGAUAACAUAACUGAAGAGGAAGAAUUAGUACGCGAUGACCAGUGGUCUUGGGCCUGCCCUCAGCGCGCCGAUCCACACAGAAAUUCGUGUUCUCAAGGCUGGGUGACUGAUGGCGGCUGCUGCCGAGCCCGACGUCCGGGACGCGUCGUCGACGUGCUCUGCGCGUACGUGAGAUCGACCAAUCCGUCGGAACGCGGCACGCUGACUAGCCUGCUUUCAACG
Messenger RNA from Phanerochaete carnosa HHB-10118-sp, 1357 nucleotides. RefSeq lists its product as uncharacterized. The coding region runs from base 317 to 706 and encodes 129 amino acids. The record is from RefSeq and is a predicted model, not a curated record. Lineage: Eukaryota; Fungi; Basidiomycota; Agaricomycetes; Polyporales; Phanerochaetaceae. The transcript is spliced from 5 exons.